UGAUUUCAAAUUGGAUACUAUGGAUAUCGUUUAUGGUCAUUCAAGAACGUCAGUUCCAAGAUUUGUGGAAGCACAAGUCCUGAGCCCUGACUCUGCAAUUUGUGUCAGUUUAUUCCUGAGACACCUCCUCUUGCCAACUUCUCUUCAAAAGCUUCUUGAGAAUUUUAAUACCUAGAUGGACUACCCUGAAUUUGAAUCAUGAUUUUUCUAAUAUUCAGGAAAGGCAUUUGAAAGAAACAAAGAAAGAAAGGCAUUUCUAAACUCCCUUCUCAUCCUCCUUUUCUUUUCUUUAAUUAAAGUGUUCAGAGUCAGUUUGUGCGCAUCUCAAUUAUCUUGUUUGGCUUCUGGAUUAGCCUCAAUGAGGAAGCCGAGGCCACCACCUGAUCACCAACAACCUCUCCCAAAAAACCGUUCAAUGCAACACCACACAGAUCAUAAUACCUUGUCAGCUAAUCCCGAGGUACGCCAGGCUCUCUACAUUGCCAUGGCACAUGCUAGCAUGGCCCUCACAAUUUUCAUUCUUUAUGCUGUUGGUAAAUUGCUUCAAGAUUAUUUGAGGCCUCUCUUAUGGGCUGUCCUCUGUUCAAUUCCUUUGAGGGGAAUUCAACAAGCCCUUGUUGCAUUCUGGUCUGAACCUCUAAAACUAGGCCUCACAGAGACCGUAUUAGCCGUCCCCGUGGCUGUAUUCAGGGUCUUUGUUGGAACCAUUGUUGUAAUUAAGGAUAUGACAUUCAGUGUCGUUCAUAGGAGACAGAAACAGAACGAUUUAAGGCGUCAUAGAAGUGGAUUUUUUAUAUUGUUGAGGUGGCUAGUGUCGUUUUGGGUGUUUGUUAUAACCUAUGAGCAAAUUGGUGGUAUUGGAGCAGUAGCUCUUCUUGCAUUGGGAUUUAUGUUCACAGCUAACAGUGUGGACUCUACUAUUAAUGCAGUGACAUCUCUUAGGAGUCAUAGCUUUCGGAGACUCCCUAUUACUGCUUUCUUUACUAGAGGGAUAUUGAAAAGAUUGAAGACCAUUGUAGCUAUUGGAUUGAUUGUAGGGUUGAUUGUAGGAUCAUUGGCUGGUAUGAUUUUCUUCUCUUACAAAAUUGGAGUGGAGGGGAAAGAUGCAGUUUUUGCAUUGAAAUCACAUGUAGAAGAGAGUAACUAUGCUGAGAAAAUUGGCAUCAGGAAAUGGAUGGACGAACACGACGUCCCAGAGAUGGUGGAUAAGUACAGUACUCAGUUGUGCCAAACAGUAUUUGACCAAAUAGAUAGCUAUGCUAUGCAGUAUAAUAUGACUGAGUUUGUUUCUGGUAUCAAACAGUUUGUAAUAACCCCAGCGAAUAACUCUUUUGAGCGGUCCACAGCUUUGGCAUCGCGCUCCCCAUAUACUAAGAAGAUGUUGAGCCUAAAAAGGAGGAUUAAGGAUCUUGAAUGGGGGCAAAUAUACACAGAAGUGGAUGCAAUUUUCAGGGAACUACUGAUCACCAGAGUAGACUUGGUUGAGAAGGCGAAAGGAUUUGCUCGACGUGUACUUGUUAGCAGCAAAUCUGUUUUAGGUGGCAGUGUGAAGGUCAUGUUCUUGAUUGGGAAUUCCAUAGUUUCAGGAGCUGCAGGGCUUGUUAACUUUGUAUCUCAGUCGAUUUUGUUUUUCUGGGUACUUUAUUAUCUUAUCACAACCGAGUCCGGUGGAGUAACAGAACAAGUGAUAUGUAUGCUUCCCAUUUCGCGUUUUGCAAGAACUCGUUUUGUUGAGGUUCUUGAUAAAGCUAUUUCGGGGGUUCUUUUAGCAACUGCUGAGAUUGCGUUCUUUCAAGGAUGCCUGACUUGGCUGUUGUUCAGAUUAUCUUCCAUACAUUUUUUGUAUAUGUCAACUAUCCUUGCAUUCGUUAGUCCUUUGUUUCCUAUUUUCCCCUCAUUGGUUUCGACUAUUCCAGCAGCUUUGCAGUUGGUGCUUGAAGGUCGAUAUAUGCUGGCCAUUAGCUUAUCUAUUAUUCAUCUUGUGCUUAUGGAUUUUGGUACAUCUGAAAUCCAAGAGGAUUUCCCUGGCUAUAGUGCAUAUCUCACUGGUCUCAGUAUUAUUGGUGGAAUGACAUUGUUCCCUUCAGUAGUUGAGGGAGCCAUAAUGGGGCCGCUAAUAACUACAGUUUUGAUUGCAAUUAAAGAUUUGUAUGUUGAGUUUGUUUUGGAAGGACAAAAGGAAUAAGUACAACAAAUCCAAGUUUCUAAUGCUCAGAAGCCAUACAGAGAAGUGCGGUUUACUUUGUGCCCAGCAUGUGAUAGACUUUAAUUAUGUUCUGCCCAAAACUCUCUCGAGGUUUAAUUCCCUUUCAACAUGUGUUAAUAUAAGUGCAUAAAUUGCUAGUUCCUUGGCUAUUGGGUAGUAGUUAGUUUUAAAGUAGGUUUAUUUAUGUGUUAAUUUUCUAGGACAUUUGUUUGAUCUGAUGAGGGGAGAGUACUAACUUUCUCCAACGUUAAUUUCUAAUGCCUUAUUCUGUGUACAAUUAAACUUGUUCAAACAUAUCCUUUUCCUUGUAAUUUGUCAAAUCCUGUU
Molecule: messenger RNA, 2533 nt
Organism: Nicotiana tabacum (common tobacco)
Lineage: Eukaryota; Viridiplantae; Streptophyta; Magnoliopsida; Solanales; Solanaceae
Source: RefSeq, a predicted model, not a curated record